Molecule: messenger RNA, 330 nt
Organism: Symbiodinium natans
Lineage: Eukaryota; Dinophyceae; Suessiales; Symbiodiniaceae
Source: the annotation of a GenBank genome assembly
AUGCGAGAGGGGAAUCCUGUGAUGAGGCUGGCACCUGCAACCCGUGUAUCUUUUUCAACUCGGAGCACGGCUGCAGCCGUGGAAGUUAAGAAGACGAUCACUGCACUUCUCACAAGGUACGACCAGUCCCCAGAGCGCGUGCACGAUGAGCUUCAGGCGCUGGUGGUCAACAGUCCCUAUGCGCGAAAUUUUGCGACAGGUUCCGUCGAGCGGCUACCACGGCCAGAGCCCGCGGCGCACGCCGAAAUCGAAGGAGGUUUUCGAGAUCCGCUGCUCGAACUUCUAGGAGAUGGCCAGCUGCCUGAGAAUGGCCAGAUCUUCUCCCUCUAG